AAGACACACCACAAAAAAUUUUACGAUAAACAUUGAAAUAUUUCAAAAUGUGGAUGUUUUGACGAUAUGAAAAGUUGACUCGAGAGACCAACGCUCCUUGGUAACACAGAUGAUUCCUGAUGAUCAAACGUACUGUCCCCUGACACCCAGAUGGACGCCUUGGCUGGGUAUGAUAGUGAAGGCAGCGAGUCCAAUGAUUCAGCUUUCACGGAGAAACCUCGCCCUUUCCCGUCACAAAAGCAGGUCCCUGUUGUGACUCUGCAGCCACGAGAAAAUCUGCCCCAGUAUACCAGAGAAGGCCAGAAGGCAGCUGCUAGUUCUAGUGGUCUGGAGGCUGAGAUGUCUGACCUACAGCAAGGCCCAGAGCUUAAACCAUGCCUCGGCGAGCCCAGUACUCCGAGUGAAGCUGGCCGGGACAAAAGCAUCCGGCCCUUCUUGUUAGACCAGUGGCCGCUACAGGACAAGUCUGUAACAGACAGACGUCUCUCUGGUGCAUCCCCGGCAUCUGAUCGUAGCCCAUCCCCGAGAAGACAACGGGAAUCGUCGCGGUCAGCAAGUGUGAGUCCACGGAAGUCUCAUUCACCUGUGGAUCAACGAGAGAAGUCUCACAAUAAGAACAGCCCCAGAUACUCCAAGUCUCCCAGUAAAUCCAAGAUGUCAAGGUCUCCUAAAAGGUCUAGAUCACCAAGGAGUUUACCAAAAGUUUCAAGGUCACCAAGACGGUCAAGGACAUCACAGUCACCAUCACCCAGAAGGUCUGUCUCGCCCAGGAAGGGUUAUAAAGGUUCAAGAUCAUCAAGAAGCCCUUCUCCAAAGCGUAAGAGGUCUAGGUCGCCAAAGAAGAAGGCACACAGGAGUAAGGGGUCUCCAGAGGGGAGGCACAGACUGAAAUCUCCGGACAGGAGACGGCGUUCUCGCGACGGGGCACGUGGUUCACGGGACAGUCCAGUUCGGAGGUCGUCUCGAGACUGGGAGAAAGGCAGACCCAAGGACAGGAGGGACUUGCGCAGGUCACCAAACAGGAGACGACGGAGAUCACAUUCAAGGUCACCUCCCAGAGAGGCACGGAGGCGUUCCAAGUCACCAUCUCCAGACAGGAGGCAUUCAUCAUCAAGAUCACCCUCUCCUCACAGAUCAAAAUCAGGGUCAAAGAAGCAUUUAAAAUCAAGAUCCAGGUCGCUCAGCCCAGCUAGAUCCAAGUCACCUCAUCACAGGGGCUCAAAAUCAAGGUCAAGAUCACCCAGAAGGCACUCAAGAUCACCAAACAAGCUAUCAAGAUCUCCUCGUAGAAGGUCACGGUCGCGCUCACCAUUUGUAUGCAAGAGGUCAAGAUCUCCAAGGAGGCGUCAUUCGAGGUCACCCAUACCCAGGAGAGAUCAUCGGAGGUCACCCCCUCGCCGGAGAAGUCCCCACAGGGGCAUGCGUGGUCGCGGGCGGGGACGUGGGCGCCGUCGCAGCCCGGGUCAUCGGGACCGGUCCCGUUCCUCCUCUGGCAGCGCCAGUCCAACCGGUGACCCUGCCCUGGACGCACAGGACGCUCUGCGCAGAAGGCUGGAGCGAGCCAAGAAAAAACAGCAGGAAAAGGCGGAACGAGAAAAGGCUGAAAUGGAGGCUAAACUGGAGAGUGGUGAAGCUGCUGCAGGUGCACCCCCCUCCAUCGCUGGAGUGAACCCCCUUCUGGCGGGACAGCAGGUGACGCCGCAGGAGGCCGUGUGUGCAGCUGCCAGGGCCAUGCAGAUGAAGGUCGCUGCUGAGACAGGCAUACAGGUACCAAGUUACUACAACCCAACUGCAGUGAACCCCAUGAAGUAUGCAGAACAGAUGCAGAAAAGAAAACUGCUCUGGGCUGGCAAGAAGGAGAAGAAAGAGGGUGAUGCUCCUGCGGGUACUGUCUGGGACAAAACCAAGUUCCACGACGAGGCCACGCAGGCGAAGUUCCGCCGACUGAUGGGAAUCCAUGGAGAGGCAUCAGGCAGUGGGGCAAGUCAUGGCCCGGCAGAGGGACCAGACAUCCAACAGGAGCAGGAGAAACUGUUCCGCUCUCUGGAGGCGCAGUACGAGUUUGCACGGGGCACGACUCACACCCAGAAGGGAGUUGGACUCGGCUUUUCUUCCGCACGGCAACCUGGUCCCACGUUAUAACAAAACAGACAGUUGUUACCCAUGUAAAAUGGAGCAGUACUUUAGGCAGAGUGACUACAGCAAUGUUUUCUACUCCUUGUGUUACAUGUUAAAUAAAAUGUGAAGUAAAGUCAGACAUUGAUUAAGUUAUCAGCAACAGACUUGAUCAGAAGUAUUGAAAAGCA
Branchiostoma floridae (Florida lancelet) is the source of this 2306-nucleotide messenger RNA. Its product is annotated as arginine/serine-rich coiled-coil protein 2-like. The record is from RefSeq and is a predicted model, not a curated record. Bases 151 to 2142 code for a protein of 663 amino acids. Lineage: Eukaryota; Metazoa; Chordata; Leptocardii; Amphioxiformes; Branchiostomatidae. The transcript is spliced from 10 exons.